Molecule: messenger RNA, 1301 nt
Organism: Olea europaea var. sylvestris
Lineage: Eukaryota; Viridiplantae; Streptophyta; Magnoliopsida; Lamiales; Oleaceae
Product: phosphatidylinositol transfer protein 3-like
Exons: 5
Coding region: 182-1051 (289 amino acids)
Molecular function (GO): phosphatidylinositol transfer activity
Source: RefSeq, a predicted model, not a curated record
UAACAUUUUAUCAUGUUUUGCCAAGUCAAUUUCAGCAACAUAAAGUCAAUUAUUACUAGAUGAAUUGUUACUGAAAUUUUGUGGUUAGCUUAAAAUUCAAUUGUUACUGUAAUUGUUUAAUACAAUGUUAAUUUUCUUAGGUAACUUCAGUAGCUAGAUUGUGUUAGACCUAGCAAUUAUCAUGUUCCGCCGCUGGGGUAACUCUCAACACGAUCAGGACACCGAUGAGCAGGAACAUGACAACAAGGUCAACGAGCUUAAAACUGCCCUGGGGCCACUUUCUGGACGCAGCUUGCAGUACUGCACUGAUGCUUGCUUGAAGAGAUAUUUAGUAGCCAGGAACUGGAAUGUAGAGAAGUCAAAAAAGAUGUUGGAAGAGACGCUGAGAUGGAGAUCAACAUAUAAACCUGAAGAGAUCCGUUGGCAUGAAGUUGCAGUUGAAGGUGAAACUGGGAAGAUUUACAGAGCUAAUUUCCACGAUCGUCAUGGGAGGACUGUUCUUAUACUGAGACCAGGGAUGCAGAAUACAUCAUCACUCGAUAACCAGAUGAGACACUUGGUGUAUCUUAUAGAAAAUGCCAUUCUUAAUCUUCCGGAAGGUCAAGAACAGAUGGCGUGGUUAAUUGAUUUUACAGGAUGGUCUUUAAGCAACAAUGUCCCUAUCAAAUCUGCUCGAGAAACUAUCAAUAUAUUGCAAAACCAUUACCCUGAGAGACUAGCCAUUGCGUUUUUGUACAGCCCCCCACGCAUAUUCGAAGCAUUCUGGAAGGUUGUGAGGUACUUUUUGGAUCCCAAAACCUUCCAGAAGGUGAAAUUCGUGUACCCGAAGAAUAAGGACAGUGUGGAGCUGAUGAGUUCCUAUUUUGAUUCUGAUAAUCUCCCAACUGAGUUCGGGGGGAAAGCCACGCUGCAGUAUGAUCACGAGGAGUUCUCGAGGCAAAUGGUACAGGAUGAUGUGAAAGCUGCUAAGUUAUGGGGUCUGGAUGAGCACCAAGCUAAUGACCGUGGAGGAGCCGAGGUGGCUCCAGAGCCCGAGUACCUUGCUUCAUGAGACAGCUGAAUUCUGUCACCGAUGAAAUAGCGAGACAACCUAAUUUAUCAGCGAGCUAGUUCAACCAGAAGCUAUAGUCACAUUUUACGAGAUCAACUCGUUUUAUUGUCGAACUGUUGCAUCUUGUUAUUCAUGAAAAUGAAAAUGGAAGUUUUUAUUGAUUAAUGUUCACAAUUGACAAUCAUCUAUCUUACAUUGUACAUCUAUCUAAAUUUCAUUGAUGAAAUGGAUCAUAGGUUCUCUUGCUGCA